AUGGCCGGCGGUAAGAAAGGCAAGACCGAGGCAAAGUCCAAGGGUGGGCCCAAGGAGGCCCCGAAAGGUGGCAAGGGGAAUGCGAAGAAGGACAACUCCCAACCGGAGAAGAAAGAGACGAAGGUGAAAGGGGCACAGGCAAUCGUGUGCGACAAACAUUCCAAGAAGGAGGAGGCUCUUGAAAAGAUACGCAAUGGCACAAGUUUCGCGGAGGUCGCUAGGGAGUAUUCGCAAGAUAAAGCGAAGUCAGGCGGCAGUCUUGGGAAGAAAAAGAAGACAGACUUACUCCCUGAAUUCGCUGACGUUGCAUUUGCGCUCCCAGCCAUUGGUAGUACCCCUGAGAAGGACUACAGCUACGGUGAGGUUAAGACGUCUGAAGGCUACCAUAUCAUUCUUGUGGAAAAGAGGGAAUGA
Messenger RNA from Neoarthrinium moseri, 414 nucleotides. RefSeq lists its product as uncharacterized. The record is from RefSeq and is a predicted model, not a curated record. NCBI's taxonomy places the organism in Eukaryota, Fungi, Ascomycota, Sordariomycetes, Amphisphaeriales, Apiosporaceae. The transcript is spliced from 3 exons. Gene Ontology annotation, molecular function: DNA binding; peptidyl-prolyl cis-trans isomerase activity. Bases 1 to 414 code for a protein of 137 amino acids. Gene Ontology annotation, biological process: rRNA processing.